GUUACGCCAUUCUUCUUGGUAAUCAGAGCUGGUUCUUCCUUCCCUACCCAUGUAGACUAGCCCUACCUCCCCUCCGCCGACCGAUGCCGACAACACCGGCGGCGUCACAACCUUCUUGGCUGCCGACCUCGCUGCUGCGGAAGCGGCGGCCGCUGCUUCUCCCCCGGCUCCGCGCGCAGCGCCCACCCCUGACCUUCCUUCGUCCGGCAACCUGCCCCUCACCACCAGUCCCCUUACCACCAUCCUCUCGCCGUCGCAGUGACCUUUGCUCCGGCUGAACCCCUCCCAUCCAGUAUCUCCCACAUAGUCGAUUUCAAACUCUCUCUCGACGGCGCUAACUUCAUCCGCUGGAGAAACUACUUCAAUGAUCAAUCUCAUCUUCGUCCGCUUCCACGCCGACGACCACAUCCGCGACGGUGCCGCUGCACCCCUCUCAAACCCGCGCUGGCGUGAUGACGACAACACAAUCGUCCUGUGGUUUUUUGCCACCAUCGCCGGCGAUCUUCUCGACGUCGUCGCACCGGCGGGCUCCACCGCCUACACCAUCUGGCGGCGCCUCCACGAGUACUUCCUAGAGAACGAGGCAGAGCUUGUGAUGCACCUUGGCCAGGAGUUCCGGGCGGCCGUGCGCGGGGACCAGUCGAUCAAUGACUAUUUCCACCGCCUCCAAGGCCUCGCUGCGGCCCUCGCUGAUGUUCGGGAACAGGUCACCGACCGUACCCUUACCUUGCAGAUGUCGGACGGUCUCGGCAAGAAAUUCGAGCUCCAAGCGGCGAUCAUCCAGUCCACCGUCCCGCUGCCCACCUUCGCCCAAGCUCGGUCCCGUCUGGUGCUAGCCGAGCUCGCCCUCGACAAGCGGGCGCGCGCCGAGGGCGCGCAGAUCCUUGCUGUCCACUCCGGCAACAAUCGUGGUGGUGACCGCAACGGCGGCCGCGGUGGCGAUCGCGGCUAUCGUUCUGCUCAAGGCGGGGGUGACCGCGGCCCUCCUGGCGGUGGUGGAGUUGGCCGCGGUGCUGACCGUGCUGCUCGUGGCAGAAACCGUGGUGGUGGCCGCGGGGGCGUGGCCGUGGCCGUGGUCGCGGUGACGCUCCCACGGUGGCUGGGCCACCCAGCAACCCUGGCUGGGGUAUUUCGCGCCCAUGGGCAUGCCCUUCCCCCCACCGCGUGCUCCUUGGAUCCCGCCGAACUCGGCCGGCGUCCUCGGCCCCCGCCCUGGUGCGCCCACGCACGCCUACCCCGUGAUGCAGCCUUCUGCUCCGCCCGUGCCCUACUCCACGCCGUACUCAUGGGACGCCUCGGCGAUGUUCCACUCUGCGCCAAGCUACGGGGCGGCCUUCCCUGCUCAAGCCGAGUGGAUUAUGGACACGGGCGCAUCAUCCGAUGUCACUGGGAACCCAGGACCUUCAAACCAAGGCGGUCCUUCUGAGGUGCAAUAGCUCCGGCGACCUCUACCGCUUCUUCGGCAACCACGGCGACACCCCUCUCGUGGCCUUCACUACCACCUCAUCGGAUCUUUGGCAUAAGCGGCUCGGCAAUCCGGACUCCUCUACAUUAGUUUUAUUUUCCCUUUGAUGUUCCACCAAGAUGUAAUAAAGCUUCCUUGUCGCCACUUUGUACCGCUUGCCAAUUGGGCAAGCACACAUGACUUCCGUUUCCUACCUCUACCUCUUAUACCACCGUGCCAUUUCAACUCUUGCAUUGCGAUUUGUGGACCUCACCGAUCAUUAGUUUUUCGG
Messenger RNA from Triticum urartu, 1736 nucleotides. RefSeq lists its product as uncharacterized. Lineage: Eukaryota; Viridiplantae; Streptophyta; Magnoliopsida; Poales; Poaceae. The record is from RefSeq and is a predicted model, not a curated record.